Messenger RNA from Lates calcarifer (barramundi perch), 4035 nucleotides. RefSeq names its product transmembrane protein 175 (gene tmem175). The coding region runs from base 132 to 1700 and encodes 522 amino acids. Gene Ontology annotation, molecular function: potassium ion leak channel activity; proton channel activity. The record is from RefSeq and is a predicted model, not a curated record. NCBI's taxonomy places the organism in Eukaryota, Metazoa, Chordata, Actinopteri, Centropomidae. Gene Ontology annotation, cellular component: lysosome; endosome. The transcript has 10 exons.
GGUCAGCUGCUUCCUGUUUCCCCCCUCCUCAGUCAGCUGUCACUCGGUUGUUUGCAAACAGCUCCGUCCGCGGGCUCCAUGGUCUCUGGCGCGGCUCCUGCGCCCCUGUAGCCCCCGCCGUUUGCGCCACGAUGGGGGAAAACGACGACAGCGACAUCAUAGAGCACCACGUCGAGGAGGAGAUGGAGAAGAGAGGGGCGAGGAGCCACGCUGCGUCCUCCUCCUCCUUCCCGGAGAGCGUCAGUCCGUCCGACAGAGAGGGCCACAGCAGCACCCAGUCCUCCCACAGACUGCUGGCCUACAGCGAUGCCCUCAUCUCCAUUAUCGCCACUGUCAUGAUAUUACCUGUCGCUCAUACGAAGGUGGAAGAUAAUGAGGAGUUGAGGGAGAGUGUUCAGCAGCUGCUGACGACAAAGAUCGCUGUUUAUUUAAUGACAUUCCUGAUAGUUAAUGUUGCGUGGGCCGCUCAUAUCAGGUUAUUUCAGGUGAUUGUCAGGAUCGAUGACUGCCUCGCCUUACUGAAUCUUGCCUGCAUGAUGCUGAUAACCUUUCUACCAUACACAUUUUCUUUAAUGGCGACUUUCCCUCAGAAAAUCCUCGGGAUUUUACUCUUUUGUGGUUGUGUGAUGGUGAUUGGCGUCAUUCAGUCGGUGAUUGUGUUGUACGCCUUCAGUCGCCCUUUCCUGCUGAACGAACAGAUUCAGAUCUCAGAGAACCAGACCUUCUAUAAACACCACAUCCUCAAAGUCAUCAUGAGAGUGCCCCUCAUGUGCCUCUUCGCCAGCAUCUUCUCCUUCAUCUUUUUCCAGCUGUCGUACGUGCUGUUAGCCAUCGUUAUCUUCCUGCCCUACAUCUCCCAGUUUUUGAAGUGGUGUCGCAGCAAAGCAAUUGGUCAGGUGGAGGAGACUCCAGACUCCAUGCAGUUCUACACCUUCCUGCCUAAUGAACCCCUCACUAAAGAGCGAGUGGAGGCUUUCAGUGAUGGAGUUUAUGCCAUCGUAGCUACGCUCCUUAUCCUGGACAUAUGUGAGGACAACGUCCCAGACCCAACUGUCGUGAAGGAGCAGUUUGGUGGCAGCCUGGUAGCGGCCCUGCAGGUCUACGGUCCAGAGUAUCUUGCCUACUUUGGUUCCUUCGCCACCGUCGGCCUUCUCUGGUUUGUCCACCACUCGCUCUUCCUCCACGUCACCAAGACCACGCGCUUCAUGGGCCUGCUGAACACCUUCUCAUUGGCAUUUGUCGGAGGUCUACCUUUAGCCUACCAGCUAACGCACGAAUUCCCGCGCAACUCCCACAAUGAACUGGAAGCCAUUCAGAUUAGCUGUGUGAUAAUCUUCUUCGCAGGUAUAUUUCAGCUCACCAUUUGGGUGGUCGCUCUUUACAAUGAGCAGGAAACUCUGCACCCCUAUGUACGGUAUGGUGGGCGUGAGCAUGUGUUCAUGUUAGCUAAGCUAGCCCUGUACCCCUGUGUAGCUUUAGGAACAUUUUUCCUUACAUGUAUUCUGAGUAAAUUUAGUGCUCCAAUUUUCCACCUGAUGGAAAUCACGGUGCCUUUUGCUUUUCUUGUCUUGAGGUUGUUGGUGCGUGUUGGGCUAGCGCUGCUAAGGCAAAUCUUCUGUCCUGAUAGGCCCGACCCAAGGACUGUUGUAGAGGAGGAAGAUGACGAGACAAGAGUGCCAUUCAACGCUUUAGUUACCUAGCUAGCUUAAAGGGAGGUAGCCACAGAAAGUUGAGACAACUGACAGAGCUGUGAGGCAUUAUUGCUAAAAUACUUGGUCUCUGAAAGAGUUGCUGCUUAGAUUUGACCUCUCAUCAGGAGCCUGUUGGGGUUUGAAUCAGGAACAAAAUGGAAAGUGGAUUCUUCUCUUUUCAGCAGUUCAAAUCCUGAGAGGGAAGCAAUGCAGAGGGGAUUAGAUGAAACCACACAUGUUGAAAGUGAUAUAUGGAGGUUUAAGGAGCUAUUUGUAAGUUUUGCUAUCACUACAUAGCCAAUGUUAGCAUUAAUCGCUGUUUACCUACCAGUCUAGAAGAAACACUGCAAACUUCAUUCCUUUACUGGCUGUCUCCAGAGGUGGAAAGUGAUGGCAAUGUUUUGCUUCUACUUCUAUCACUUCUUUUACUGAAGUUAGCGUGCUAACCAGCCAGCCCUGACCUGGGCGGCCUGUCUCAUCACUUUCCGAUAGCAACUCACUGUAGUAGUAAGCUACUCAGAGGGGGUAUUUGGACCUCUGCUGAGCAACAGUGGCUGGAGUUCUUGGCAAGGGACCAUUACCACCAUCUGCUGGCAGGAAGAAACCACAUUCAUUGGCAGAGAAAACUUACAAAUAGCCCCUUUAAGAAAACACUUAGUGGGCCAGAGUAGUGAAGGAUACUGACAGACAAAGCCUAUCUACUCAUCUACACUUUCUUUUAAAUGAUAUCUUGAAGAAAAUAUUAAUGCUAGUUUUAAUCAUAAAGUAAACAAUCAUCUUAAAGCACUCAAGUUUUUUUUUUUUUAAUUAACUGUCAAUCAUCAGUUUUUCUGCUUUGGUUUUAUCACUGACAAGUCCUGAAAUCGCAAAAGGUCAAAAUUGACAAUGGCCGUUUUCUGUUUUCAAGGAUGGUUCCAAAUCAUGUAGUUAGCUCAUGACUUAGCUAAUUCAUCCCAAAACACACAGGUUCCAUAGAAAAAAACAGGUUUUUAUAAUUAUUCAGUUUCUGUGCCAAGUAGAGGUUUGAAUUCAGCCUUUAUCAUUUUUAACCUGUUUACCCAGAGAUGAUUUGCUUAACAUGUUCAAACACAUUCAGUUGCAGAAAUUUACACACGAGAACUGAUGGCAGAAGUAUUUCUAAAGAUGUCGCUCAAGGGCACAAGAAGUUGUUUUUGUUGUCUUAAAUUUUGUCUCCUCUCAGACCUUUGUUGACCUGUUAACAAACACUGGUCUAAGUCUGGAGUGUUGGGCACUUUAAACAUUGUCCUGAACGGGUACCGCCAUAAAAUUUCAAAUUGCACUAGUUUAAAAUAUUCUGAUUCAGAUAUUUGUGUGUAAUAACCAGUGGAAUGUAAUCUCACCUUUUCAAAUAUGUCACAAAUGCCAUAUUAUCUCUGCUGUUGUCUUUUAAUAGGAAGUCUGUGCAUUCAAAAGACCCCCAAAACUGUAGAACUGUGCUACUGAUUUUAGGUUUUCUUGAAAAUUCUGUCUUAAAGUCAUGUCAACCCAAUAUUACUUCAAACAUCAGAGUAAGUCUGUUGCUCCGUUUGUAUAGAAAGGUUUGUAAAAAGAGAUGUAGAUUUUUCCAGAAGGGGUCACUGUUGUUUCUGUCUGAGAUACUGCGAUGACGAUAUGCUGUGCUAUGAUUUACAGAUAUGUGCGUUUAAUACUGACUCAAGAGGGACUCAAAUCCAAGAUGCACUUUAAUGGAAACCUGUCAGGUGAUGGAGUGGGGUUCCUUUUAUUAACAAGGGAUUGUGGGAAGGUGAAAAGCUUGUUUGUGACUGGUUGGACACUUGUCAUUUCAUAUUUUUGACCUUUUUUUUGUUGUGGUUGUCUCAUUUUAACAUUAGCUCACAGAUCCAAGCUGCAUUUAAAGCCAUAUAUGGAUUUAUUUUGUGCGUAUUUAUAUCUAGGAUUGGUUCAUUAAGAUGGAUCACUGUUAUUUUCAUAAUUCUAUAAAGGAAGAAAUAGUUGAUUUUGCUUUUGGUUCACCAUGAUGAUUCUCUCAGACAUUUUCAUCUAUAUAAACAACGCUAUAUGAAUAUUAUAUUUGAGGGUAAUAUUUGUCACAGUGUCUUGUAGCCUCUUUUGAGUCUCAACAACAGCUAUAAGCAGCACUAUCUUUACUCUUCCUCUUUUCUCUGGACACCAAGUUACCACUCAGAAACUUAUCUUUCUCUCGUUGUCACUCUUUCAAAACAGUAGUGUGUUUAAGGUCAGUGAAGACAGAUUUCUAUUUCUACUGUCGAUGCUUCCAUGUUUGUCAUGGCUACACAAGUUCAAACACUGCAUCUGCUCUUUCACAGCAUUGUUUUGUGAAUAAAUCUGAAGUUGUUCCGUU